UCUGAGGCGGCGAGCGGACGCCGCUGUGACGGGCGAGGACAGUCGGGGGCGGGGCGGCGCGGAGGGGCGGGGCUGCGGAGGUCGGGACGGUGCGCCGGGAGGCAGAGACUUGCCCAGCGCGGUGCUGCCGAGCGCCCCUCGCCCAGCUCCCGCAGCUCCGGCGCCCUCGCCCCGCGCCCGCCAUGCCCGAGCAGCUCAGCGUCGCCGAGUUCCUGGCCGUCACCACCGAGGACCUCAGCUCCCCGGCCGGGGCCGCCGCCUUCGCCGCCAAGAUGCCCCGGUGUCGGGGGGCGGCGCUGGCGCGGGAGGAGAUCCUGGAAGGAGACCAGGCUAUCCUGCAGAGAAUAAAGAAGGCUGUGCGUGCCAUCCACAGCUCUGGCCUUGGCCACGUAGAAAAUGAGGAGCAAUACCGAGAGGCUGUGGAGUCAUUAGGCAACAGCCACUUGUCCCAGAACAGCCACGAACUGUCCACGGGCUUCCUGAACUUAGCUGUGUUCACCCGUGAAGUGGCUGCACUCUUCAAAAACCUGGUUCAGAACCUGAACAACAUUGUCUCCUUCCCCCUGGACAGUAUGUUGAAGGGACAGCUGAGGGACGGGCGACAGGAUUCCAAAAAGCAGUUGGAGAAGGCAUGGAAGGACUACGAAGCCAAAAUGGCCAGGCUGGAGAAGGAGAGGGACCGCGCCAAGAUGACAGGAGGGAACCCCAGUGAGGUAGCCCAGGACACUCAGAGAGAGCGGCAUGUCUUCCAGCUGCACAUGUGCGAGUAUCUGCUCAAAGCCGGGGAGAGCCAGGUGAAGCAAGGACCUGAUUUCCUGCAGAGCCUCAUCAAGUUCUUCCAUGCUCAGCACAACUUUUUCCAAGAUGGCUGGAAGGCUGCUCAGAGCCUGUCCCCCUUCAUUGAGAAGCUGGCAGCCUCAGUACACACACUGCGGCAGGCCCAGGAGGAGGAGUUGCAGAAGCUGACCCAGCUCCGGGACUCCCUUCGAGGGACACUGCAGCUCGAGAACAGAGAAGAGAAUCUGAGCAGGAAGAACUCAGGAGGUGGCUACAGCAUCCACCAACACCAGGGCAACAAGCAGUUUGGGACAGAGAAGGUGGGCUUUCUGUACAAGAAAAGUGAUGGAAUCCGAAGAGUCUGGCAGAAAAGGAAGUGUGGCGUCAAGUACGGCUGCCUGACCAUCUCACACAGCACGAUCAACCGGCCCCCAGUGAAGCUGACCCUGCUGACCUGCCAAGUGAGGCCCAACCUCGAGGAGAAGAAAUGCUUUGAUCUGGUUACACACAACAGGACAUACCAUUUCCAGGCGGAGGAUGAACAUGAGUGUGAGGCGUGGGUGUCGGUGCUGCAGAACAGCAAGGAUGAAGCCUUGAGCAGUGCCUUCCUGGGGGAGCCCAGCUCCUGCCCGGCGCCCUGGGGAGGCGCCGCUGGGCUGGACGGGGAACCCCAAGACCUUACGAAGCUGCUCAUCGCCGAGGUGAAGAGCAGGCCCGGGAAUGGCCAGUGCUGCGACUGCGGGGCCGCAGACCCCACGUGGCUCAGCACCAACCUGGGCGUGCUCACCUGCAUCCAGUGCUCAGGCGUCCACCGCGAGCUGGGCGUGCGCUUCUCGCGCAUUCAGUCCCUCACCUUGGACCUGCUGGGUCCCUCCGAGUUGCUGCUUGCCUUGAACAUUGGGAACACGCGCUUCAAUGAGGUCAUGGAAGCCCAGCUGCCCUCAAACGGUGGAGCUAAACCCUCAGCCGAGAGUGACAUGAGCACCCGCAGAGACUUUAUUGUGGCCAAGUAUGUGGAACACAGGUUUGCCCGGCGAGUUCCGCAUGACCCCCAGAGAGUCCGGACAGCCAUUUGCAGCCAGGAUCUUCUGUCAGUACUGGAGGCUUUUGCUAAUGGGCAGGACUUUGGACAACCUCUGCCUGGGCCAGAUGGGCAGGCACCUGGAGAGCUUGCCCUGCACUUGGCCAUCAGAGUCGCUGACCAGACCUCUCUGCCCCUGGUGGAUUUCAUCAUCCAAAAUGGCGGUCACCCAGAUGCCAAGGCUGCUGAUGGAAACAGCGCCCUGCACUGUGCUGCUCUCUAUAACCAACCUGACUGCCUCAAGCUGCUGCUGAAAGGGAGAGCCUCGGCUGGCACAGUGAACGAGGCAGGAGAGACAGCUCUGGACAUUGCCAGGAAGAAGCAACACAAGGAAUGCGAGUUGCUGCUGGAGCAGGCCCAGGCUGGAACCCUGGCCUUCCCUCUGCACCUGGACUACUCCUGGGGGGUGUCUCCAGAGGCUGGCUCUGACAGUGAGGAGGAGGAGGAAGAGAAGCAGCGCUGCCCUCUGAAAACCCCAACCCAAGCCCGCUGGACCAGUGGGAGACUGGAUAUCAGCAACAAGACCUAUGAGACCAUUGCCAGCAUGGGACCAGCUACCCCUCAGAGCCAGAAUGAGAAUUCCCCUCCACCCUUGCCAGUUAAGAACCCUUCCCGGACUGUGGUCCCAGCGCGUGCAGGAUAUGGCAGCGGAGAUCGACCAGAAGCUCCCACCCUGAGCUUGGAGCCCCAUGGACCCCCUGAGAGCCUCGCCAGUCCAGCUUCCUCCUCCUCCAGCCUCACGAGCCCUGUGGAACAUGGAGGACCCAGUCAAACUCAGCUGGGCUCUGAAGAGGGCCUCUGGGAGUCCCCAGGCCUGUCCCGGCCUGGCCUGAUGUCUGGAACCGCCCCUGUGGAGACAUACCCCCCAGUCAGAUUCAGCUCCGAGAGCACUCGCUCCUAUCGACGUGGGGCCCGGAACCUGGAGGACUGUCCCUCAGCCAGGCAGCCUCUCCUAAGAAGGAACACACCGGCUGGCUUCACCGAUGGAGACGGCUCAAGGACUGGGGUUCUUCCAGCAAGUUCUGUGCAGCUUUUGCAAGACUAGCUCCUUGCUGGCCCUCAUGUGUCUGAACCACCCCAUGCUGGACCCCAAUAUUCAGAGCUAGGACUUGAACCCAUGAGACUGGGGAGCUGACGUGUUCAUUCCCCUCCAACUUGACUUUGUCCCUUGUGCCUCUGUAGCUGCCCUUCUCUCUUGCUGUGAAGCCAAGACACCCACCCUUCCUAGCCUGAGCUGACAAUCCAAUGUCUCUCCUGUCUCAUUGCCCCCAGGCACCAGGGAGCCCUGUGGAUGGAUCUAAGUGCUGCUGAGCUAGCUUCAGCUAUAGAACCUCAGUCCUCAUCAGUCGAGGCCUCAUCUUCCAUCAUUCUGGAGUGUUCACAAGAAUUGGACCAGCCGCUCCAUCAUUCUCCAGACCAGGAAUUCUGCCAGACUAGGCACUUUCUUUUCUGCCAUUCUUAGCUUGUCUGCUGUUCCUGCAUCCCAAUUCUAUGUCUAUAACUGUGCGGGGCAUUGCAGAUGUUGAAUGAGGAAGACGGGGUCCUGCAGAUGUGAUCUCUUGCUGGGAAAACUGAUCUCAAGGGGAGAUGGGCUUGGGAAUGCAUAGGACUAGAUCCUGGAUAUGGUUCUGGAUUCACGGGCAGACUGGUUUAUAUCUGUAUGACAUUGCCAUUAUCUAUAGCCUUUGUCCAUCCAGGGUCAAUGUCCAUACUGUGCUGGCCUCUAAAUGAGUAUCCUGAGUAUCGCUUCAUUUAAGGAACAGUGCAGCCUUCCUGGAAACCUCGCCAGGUAUUCAUUCCCCAGCUAAGAAGAAGAGCAAUAUUUACUCCUGUUAGCCUAUUCCCCUAAUUUAGCAGGAAAGAAAGGAGUGGUUUGAGACUGGGGUGAUGUUAUAGCAGGAUGGGUACUUGCCUUGCACAUGGCAGCCUCAGGUUUGAUUCCCCAGGACCCCGAUGGUCCCUGAAUCCUCCAGGAGCAGUCACUGAGUGAAGAGCCAGGAGUAAGCCCUGAGCACUGCCAGAUGUGCCCCAGCAUCCCCCCAAAAGGAAUGGUCUGGAAGUCCAGAUUUCUUUCUCCUUUUUCCCUCAGUCACCAUAAGAGUCUUUUAGUCUUAGGAAAGGUGAAAGACAAACAAGGAGAGGGUUGAAGUAGGAGGGCAGAGACUCAAAGGUUCUGCCUCUAGUGCCAGGAGGCCCAGGAGGGUUCCACGUCCAAAAGCUUCACCAAUCACUAACGCCAGCUGUACUGCCACUGGGCUCGGGGCCCUGGGUGGGAUGUGCCAGGCCAAGCAGGAGAAGCUGUGAGUGACCAACGCAGUCUGGCUGGGAGACUCGCUCUCUUUUGCAUGCUAAAUGGUCUGCAAUGCCCCCCAGACGUGGGUGAACUUUUGAGUCCCCCCUCCUCACGCCCCAUCUGCUGGUUUUAUUCAUCUCAGACUUGUUAUUUUGCUCAUCUCUAAUAAACUAUUUUUUUAAAUAAUUCCAUUGGUUUCAUUUCUGUGAUCUGAAGAGCAGUAGGGAAGGGAAUGUUAGGACUUCGCACCGUUUCUCCAGACCUCGGAUGGGAGAAGCUGAGGGUAGCAGCAGUUGGCAACAUUUGGCAAUGCAAAG
This is a messenger RNA of Sorex fumeus (smoky shrew), 4468 nucleotides long. RefSeq names its product ArfGAP with SH3 domain, ankyrin repeat and PH domain 3 (gene ASAP3). Gene Ontology annotation, biological process: positive regulation of GTPase activity; cell migration. The transcript has 25 exons. The record is from RefSeq and is a predicted model, not a curated record. NCBI's taxonomy places the organism in Eukaryota, Metazoa, Chordata, Mammalia, Eulipotyphla, Soricidae. Bases 183 to 2903 code for a protein of 906 amino acids. Gene Ontology annotation, cellular component: cytoplasm; focal adhesion. Gene Ontology annotation, molecular function: GTPase activator activity; protein binding.